Gavia stellata (red-throated loon) is the source of this 1047-nucleotide messenger RNA. It is a transcript of the gene RASSF1, whose product is annotated as Ras association domain family member 1. Lineage: Eukaryota; Metazoa; Chordata; Aves; Gaviiformes; Gaviidae. The record is from RefSeq and is a predicted model, not a curated record. Gene Ontology annotation, cellular component: nucleus; microtubule cytoskeleton. The transcript is spliced from 6 exons. Gene Ontology annotation, biological process: Ras protein signal transduction. Bases 1 to 1041 code for a protein of 346 amino acids.
AUGGAGCUCAUCGAGCUGCGGGAGCUGCAGCCGGAGCCGCGGCCGGGCCGGGGCCGCCUGGAGCGGACCAACGCGUUGCGCAUCAGCCCGGCCCGCCGGCCCGGCCCCGGCCCCGGAGCGCACCCUGACCCGCGGCUGACAGCGGCACCGGGCGCCGGGCACCGCUUCGAGCCGCGGCGCCGCGGGCUCCACACCUGGUGCGACCUCUGCGGGGACUUCGUCUGGGGCGGCGGCAGGAAGAGCCUCCAGUGCCGCCACUGCAGCUUCACCUGCCACUACCGGUGCCGGGCCCUGGUGCGGCUGGACUGCAGUGGCCCCCCGGGCACCAGCGAUGAGGACGAUGGCACCGAGCAGGCGCUGGAGAAGGACACCAACGUGGAUGAGCCCAGCGAGUGGGAGAAGGCAGAGCUGGACCAGGCGCAGGUGGAGCAGCGGAUCAAGGAGUACAACAGUCAGAUCAACAGCAACCUCUUCAUGAGCCUGAACAAGGACGGCUCCUACACCGGCUUCAUCAAGGUGCAGCUAAAGCUGGUGCGCCCUGUCUCGGUGCCGGCCACCAAGCGGGUCCCCUCCCUGCAGGCGGGGCGGCAGGGGCCGCGCGCCCAGGGGGUGAAGCGCCGCACGUCCUUCUACCUGCCCAAGGGGACCGUCAAGCACCUGCACAUCCUCUCGCACACCCGUGCCAGCGAGGUCAUCGACGCCCUCCUCCGCAAGUUCACCGUCGUCGACAAUCCUCGCAAGUUCGCCCUCUUCGAGAGGUCCGAGAAGGAUGAGCAAGUGUACCUGCGGAAGCUGGCCGAUGAGGAGCAGCCCCUGCGGCUCCGGCUGCUGGCCGGCCCCAGCGAGAAGGUGCUCAGCUUCGUCCUGAAGGAGAAUGAGACCGGGGAGGUGAACUGGGACGCCUUCACGCUCCCGGAGCUGCACAACUUCCUGCGCAUCCUGCAGCGGGAGGAGGAGGAACACGUGCGCCAGCUGCGGCAUCGCUACGCCUGCUGCCGCCAGAAGAUGCAGGAGGCGCUGGCCACGCGCACACCGGGGUGACCGCAC